Rhipicephalus microplus (southern cattle tick) is the source of this 15279-nucleotide messenger RNA. It is a transcript of the gene PolZ1, whose product is annotated as DNA polymerase zeta catalytic subunit. The record is from RefSeq and is a predicted model, not a curated record. Gene Ontology annotation, cellular component: zeta DNA polymerase complex; nucleus. Lineage: Eukaryota; Metazoa; Arthropoda; Arachnida; Ixodida; Ixodidae. Gene Ontology annotation, molecular function: DNA binding; nucleotide binding; DNA-directed DNA polymerase activity. Gene Ontology annotation, biological process: error-prone translesion synthesis; double-strand break repair via homologous recombination.
GAAAAUGUGGAAUGAUUCCGGAGUCAUUCCAAUGCCGGAGUGGCAACACCGCAACACUGCAGCCAAUCGCAGCAGGCCGCGCCCGAUUGCUCCCGCUCGGAUGUUCGCGCUUCGGCUGGUGACGCUGGACUACUACCUGGCUGCGCCGUCGGCCCCCCUGGACCCACUCGUCUCCAAGCUGGGCGGCUGGGAAGUUUGGCAGGUGCCCGUGUUGCGGAUCUUCGGUGUGACGCCAGCAGGCCAGAAAGCAUGUCUCCACGUUCAUGGGGCCCUGCCGUACUUGACAGUGCCAUGCUCAGAGCCACGGCCCGAGCGUUUUGCUGUUGUGCUUGCCUCUGAGAUCGACCUGCUGCUCAACACGGCUGCUGGACGGGCCACCAGCAUGCACCGGCAUGUCCACCAUGUGGCUGUCUUUCGUGGGACGCGCCUCUACGGGUUCCACGACAGAGAGGAGACCUUUCUGCGAAUCUACCUCUACAAUCCACUUCAUGUGCCCAAAGUUGCUGAGCUGCUGCUAUCGGGGCAUGUGCUGAAACAGAUUAUGCAACCACACGAGGCCCACAUUCCCUAUGCCUUGCAGUUCAUGGUGGACCACAAUCUCCACGGCAUGAGCUUUGUGCGCGUGGAGCUGUUCAAGUUCCGGCGACCCCUGAGCUGGGCGCAUGACGACAGAAGCAGGGCCCUGGGAAGUGGACCUGGCAUCUGGAGCCUGCGAAACCUGCCCGUGGAGCUGUUUGGAGACUUGGAGAAGCAGACAACGUGCGAGCUGGAGCUGGACUGCUGCGCCAAGGACAUACUCAACGCCAACGAGAAAGAUGUGCUCAGCCCGGGACUGGCAGCUCUGUGGCAAGAAGAAGAAGACCGGCGGCAGGAACCGGUCUCAUGGGAACCCCUUUCGCUAGAGGAAGACAGCUUCCCCCCGACGGAGAGUGAGCAGUUCUACCUGGCCAGGCUUGACAAGCUACUGAGCAGGCCAGUGGUGGAAGAGCAGGACCAAACGGGCUUCGGCAAGCAGCCCAGGAAAAAGCACCAUUCCUCGCUGCUAGACACUUCCCAUGGGAUCUUGGACAGUCAAGACGAGGCACUGGCCGAGGCCCUGGCUCAAGCGGCAUCGAGCUGGCAGCGGAGUGGAGUAGAGGAGGAGGACAGCAUCUUGGGGAGUCUUUCGACACCCGACAAUGUGGUCGAUGACGAGGACGACAACGAUGUCGAGGACAUGACACAGGUGUUUCAGUUGGCAGGCGAAAGGGAACAAGACGAUGCAGAUAGCUCGAUGUCAGACCACUCCGAUGGCAACGAGGCCUACGACCCUUUCCAGCUGGAUGGUGCAGACGACCAGCCAGAUUGUGCAGUUGGGGUGAGGAAGACAGCCGCUACAACCACUCGAGACCAAGGGACGCAGACGGGAGCACGACCACCCGUGCUGGUUCGCCAGUUGCUGGGCAGGGCACGAGCACGACGAUUCACGCGCCUCUCUCUGCGGCGACAGCAGCAGCAGCAGCAGCAACAUUCGCAGAUGCGUAAGCAGGAACGGUCGCCAGCGAAACGCACUGGAGCGGAAGGACCUCAUCGACCGGGUGAAGCUCCAGGCUCGUCUCCUCCGGUUGCUGAGGAUUGGCAGCGCUGGCAGAGCUGUUGCGUAGCAUCCAUGCUGAUGGCGCCAGGCGAAGGCGGCAGCACGCCUUCCGGAGAGAAGCCGAACCAGUCGCCAUCCUUGCCCAUCAGAAGUCACGAAUCAAGCUCCCAUCUGCUGGAUGCUCUUCGACCAUGCUUCAUUCAGCUCUCUCGCCUGACAGAGCAGGAAAUGGUUCGGUGGCGGCAUCAGGAGCAGCCAGAGGGUCGCCGGAGGUGGAGUCUGCGUGAUCUGAACAAGUCCGACCGCAGUGGUGCUGCCCCAGAUGUGUCCAAACCUAAGAGCCAAUGUCGGAAGCGUGGGCUUUCUACAGAAAGCAGUGCCAGUUCACAACAAAGGGCUUCGGCUAGGGGAAGACGUGGUGCCCUAGUGAACUCUGUGUUGCCUCAUUCAGAACAGUUUACAAAUGUGGAAACCCGCUCAGUGGAGCCAGCUCACCGGACUCGUCGUGCUUCUUACAGCUCUGCGUCGGAGGACGGCCAGGUAUUGCACAGGCAUGCGAAGGCCAAGACUAGGAAAGCCAGCAAAAGAGUUAAAGUGGCAGCUGAGUCUUUCUCCAGUGACAGGACAUUAAGAGAGAGAGAGGUGGGCAAGAAAGCCGAUAAAAAUCGUCCUGCGGAAGCUCUGGCUAAUGCCGGAGGCGAUGCAGAGUCUUUGGACUUCUGUGCGGCUGCAGCUACUGCCGAUCUCAGUGCAGAGCUUCGCGUACCAUCUGCCAAGGAACGUGUUCCACAUUCACGCCAAGAAAGAAAGCUAUCAUCAAAGCGUCAGCUCGCUGUUGAAGUAAUUGAAUCAGUACCAGAUUCUGGCACGUCAUCAUCGUCGUCAUCUUCACAUCUCGUAAACAAACCCAGCGAUCCCGAUGCGAGUGUCAGCAGGCCAUCUAUCAUCUGUCGGAUCCGGAUCCAAGGAAAACAUGGAGUGAUCUCUACCACCAGCACUCGACCUCGCGUGGUUGGCUUCGUCAGUCCUGACAAGUCAACAACAGAAAGCUGUGUUGCGGAUCUGGGUAGCCCUCCAACAUUGAGUGUUAGUGAAUCGUCGAGCAGCACCGUUGUUGGAGCCCAGAUGUCAGAUGGGCCUGUGCCUGCUGCCACAUCUUUAAGCCCUGAGGUGACAAAUCAUGGUGAUUCAUUGAAGAUUAAAGUCUCUAAGAGGAAUAAGUCAAGCUCUGCAACGCCUGAAGCAACAGAAACUCAGUUGAGAAGUCCCGAAAGAGUAUACACAUCAACAGAAUCUCUUGCCACACAUUUGAGCCCUGAGGUGGUAGAUCCUGUCGAAGUGUCGAAGUGCAAGGUUUCUAAAAAGAGUCAGUCAAAUAUUGUGACACCAGAAGCAGCUGCUGUGCAGUUGGAGAACUCUGAAGCAGUCCACACAUCAGAUGCUUCAUCACUUGCCACGUCUUCAAACUCUGAGGUGGCAGACUUGGGUAUGGCACUGAGGCGGCCCAAGAGGUCGAAAAAGGGACAGGCAAGCUCUGCCACAACUGAAGAGCCUGCCGUGCAAUCGGAAAGCACCAAAGACAUCUGCGUGGGGCACUCUUUGGAGUCUGCUGCCACUCCUUCAACCUCGGAGCUGGCAGAUUCUGGUACUACUUUGAGGACGAAGCUGUAUAGAAAAAGCAAGUCAAGUGACAUGACCCCGGAAGCACCUGCCGUACAAUUGGAAAACUCCCAAUUGGCUCCCGUGUCAGAUGCAUCAGCAUCCCUUGCCACACAUUUGAGCUCUGAGUUGGUAGAUUCUGGUAUAGUUCUGAGGCACCCCAGGAAAAGCAAGUCGAACACCGUCACACCUGAAGCACCUGCUGCGAAUAUAGAAAGCGCCGAAGCUUCUUGCGCAUCGAACGCUGCGACAGCUGUAGCCACAUCUCUCAGCAUGGAGGUCUCUGACUUUGACGGGGUUGGGCUACCCGAGAGUUCUUGGAAGAGCAAGUUAAGAACUGCAGCAUCUGACACAUGUGAUGGUCAUUUAGAAACCUGCGAAGCAGGCCACGUUCUAAAUACUCACCAGUCAGACCCCACAACUUUAAGCACCGAGGUGACAGAUCAUGGCGCAUCAUUGAGGGUCAAGUUUUCUAGAAGGAGCAGUUCAAGCAAAGGGAAACCUGAAAUACCUAUUGAUAAACCAAAAAGCUCUGAAGCAGCCCACAUGUCAAAUGCUUCUAACCCUGUUGCAAUACCUUUGAGGUCAGACAUGGAAGAUUCUGGUGUGCUGUCGAGGCCAAAGAGAUCUAGAAAGAGCGAAUAUGGCACCGUCACUGCUGAAGCAGCUGGAACAGAUUUGGAAAGUUCUCAAGUAGGCCAUGUGCCAGAUUCUGUAACAUUUUUUUCUGGACCUUCAAGUGCCGAGAGGGCAAACGCUGGUACAGUGUCAAGGUCGAAAAGCUUUAGAAAGAGCAAGUCGAGUAUCACGACAGCUGAGACACUCUUGGAAAGCUCUCAAGCCAACGCGAUGCCAGACGUUGCAACAUCUCGGGCCAUACCCAUGUGUUCCGAGGUGGCAGAUUCUAAUGCAAAGCUUAGGCGUAGGAGUUCUAGGAAAAACAAGUCGAACGUGGUGAUGCUUGAAACACCUAAAACACAUUUGGAAAGUUUCAAAACUAUGCUGAGUGGUGCUCCUCCUACAGCAGCUGAACCAAAAGCCUCCGAAGCAGCAACACGUGGCUUGCCCAGCCGGAGAAACACUCGUUCAGCUAGUGAUGUUGGGCCUAGGAGAACAAGGCUAGCUUCCACCUGCAGUUCUGGUAAAUCAGCCGAAUUUCCUGAACCCGUCUGCAGUGGUCCUGCGAGCAUUGAGAACAUUUACGACGAACAGCUGGUGCCUGUGAUGGGUGGCCAAGACGCAAUCAUAGGAACAUCACAAUCAAGCAGCGAUGUCGAUGCUAUUCAAGAGCCUGAAAAUGUACUAUCGGUUUCGCGACCGGCACGACGUAAAAGAAUUGUGUCGCUGUGCUCCAGUUCGGACAGCCAAGAUGCAGCCAACAUACCAUCAGAUGACAGCACAGCACGCCCUGGAAAUGAACUGCGAGCAACUACUAGGCGUACAAGGCGCCAAGCAGCAGGCACUAAAUUAUCAUUGAGACAUGUUGGUGCCACGCGUUCAAGCAGCGCAGAGUCAGUCACGAGUACCAGCAGUUUUGAGGUGUUGUCCAAGGGACAUACAGAGAUGAGUUUGCCUAAACAGGAAAUAUUAAGCAAACAAGCUAGUGGAGUGGAAGAAAAGAGCUAUUCGAAAGUAGCUGUAAGGCGCAGUCGUGCCAGAGGGAAUAGUGCUAGUGCAUCGUUGAGCUGUAGCACUGAAAGCACGAAUGACGUGGAAUCGGGUACCACUUCUGCUGUGCAGGAAGCUGCUCAAACUGUGAAACCUAAAGAAGUAAGACGCCGCAGCUCACCGAGAAUCUUCGCUAAUAAGUUGGCUCUGAGAAGGAAGGUUCGGGAAGAAGACAAUGAAGGCAAGCUCGGUGCCCUUGAGCUGCAAAACAAUAAGUGCCUUGUCGUUGACGCAUCAGACAGCUCACCAGCCUUGGAUGUUGGUGUUGCCUCUAAAGCCACCACUGGGGCGGCUACCUCCAACGUUUCACCAUUUGAUAGUGCUUCCUGCAGCACAAGUGCAAGCUUUGCCAACCUUGCCAGCAACCGCACCACGACUAGGCUAGUAAGUUCCGGCUUACAGGUGACGAGCAGCAGCAUGCCCAACGAGGGGAUACUCAAGCCCGGGGCCCCUGAAGCAGUUGGCCCUCACGAACACCCAGUGCUCGGUGCACCUAGGUUGGGCACACCAUCAGGCAAGCGAGAAGUGGAAGGUCUGCCGAUACGUUCGAGCAAGUCGCGAAAGAAAGCAGUCCUUCCUGAAGCUCCCGACCCUCAAAUACAGGAACUGCUCGUCACCUAUGAGAGGCUUACUAUCACAACGCCUAGCGAGCUGUCGGUUGAUGACAGUGUUGGCAGCAAGCAGCCUGCCGAAGCUGCAGGAAGUGCAGACCCACCACAAAAAUCUUCACCAAGCAAGGGGUCUGAUUCCGUUGAGAAUGAAGGCCAUCAAAGAUAUGAAAGUAAUAGAGAGCCUGAAGCAGAGCAUCUUAAAGAGCUCUCAAAUAGCAGUAAUCUUGUUGAUACAAGAGAAUCUGACAUUUUAAAGUCAAGUGCACCAUCAAGCAGAGGUGGAGCAGCUGAUGCCGGUGAUUUGACAAAAGAGGCUCCUAAAGGAGUGCAAAACAGGCCAGAUUCGAUCCUGGAACCUGUACCUGUGCCAAGCUGUCCACUUAGCGAGCCAGGUACGACAGACGCUGACACAUUAUCCAGCCAUUUGAAUACUGCAAGGGAAGGUCUUGGUUUGGCUAGGGAGUUGGAAACUUCAUUGCUGUACCCCAAACAGCGCCAGUGUGAUGUUACAGAUUCUGAUGCCCUCCUUGCAAGCAGCGACAUUCCUCUUUCUGAUGUAACCAUGAUUGAACCAAACAUUGAGCUGGAAGCACCUGAAGAAGUAAAUGUGCGUUUAGCAGCUAGUUGUGACCUUGCAGCUGUAAAUGCUUCGACAAAUGUCAACCUUGAUGCGGGUCAAAACGGACCCAAACCUGUUGAAUCUGUGCAAGAAGACAGCUCUGUUAUUUCUGUCGGCAAAGCAGAGCUUUCUGAACUAACAGCUAAGCCUGGAGUUUCUUACAUGGCUCACACCAAUGCCCCUGCAGAUGAAUUGUUGAGCUCCAACCGCAAUAAGUUGCCGACAACCAGUCAUUCCAGCCCAUUGAGCACAUCUAGUACAGCAAGAAGAGAACCUCUUACUUCACCUAUGGGCAAUUAUUUUGACAGCUCAGGUUCAAGCACCAUUGGUACAGCUGUUGAGCACUGCGGACCUCAUGUGACUAGUCCUAUUGAACAGAGUUCCUCUCAAACAUUGGAUGGCCGCCAGGCUGUUUCGGAAUGCCCAGCUGCCGAUGUCGUGACUGAGUUAAACGCAUCCAUAGAGUCAGGCCAGAAAGCAAGAGAAGACUGCACUGAGAAAGCUACUGAUUCCGUCGGAACGCCAGAACCGGUUUCCAUUCCUUGUGGGCAGAAGGAACAUAAAUUUUCAACAGUCUCAAGUGAUGAUGUUCAAGUAGAGGCGGAAUUGUCAUCUUGUAUUUGUGCUGACAACGAGCAGGCUGCAGCCAGCCAGGAAAGAGCUGUUGACUCUAAUUCAGCUGAGGUUUCAUCUGCUGAUGAUGAUGACUUUCUAUGUCUCAGCCCUGAUGGCGAUGACGAAUGGAUUUUACUUGAUGAGGUCAGGGAUGACUCUGUAGAGCUAUUUCCAUCACCUAAAGGGAGCAUUGCAGCACAAAGCGAUGAAAGCUGUGAUGAUACGGUUGUUGAAAACAUUGCAUCGGCCUCUGAUGUGAACCUUAUUGACAUUGGUGUUUGCAAGAAGGCAACAACUGCGGACGACAUUAAUGAUGUUGGCGGAACAAGCAAGGACGCUGUUGGACACUUAAGUGGUGCAAGUAGUGAAAAGGGCGUUUGCUACGAAGGGUCUUUAGUCGAUUCUGUCGAGAACAGUGGUAAAGAAAGCAGGAGCAAGAAAAGCGUCGCGAGUGUUUUCAGGGAGAGUAGUAUUGGCAACAGCUGUGAGCCCAAUUGUGGAAGCCAUGAUGAAAAUGCGAACAGUAUUGACAGUGUCACCAGUGUCGCUGGUGAUGAGUGCGUUGUAGACGAGAAUGGUGAGAGUUGUCCAGAGGCUGCAAGCAGUAUGGAAAACUUCGAAAUUUCUAAUGAAACCUUAGCAAGUAACAGCUGUGGUGAAAUUUUUCGUAACUUUGACAGUGACAGUAGUAUGAUAGAUGUUGGCAGGGAACAUUUUCUGAACCCUUGUGAUAAUGAUGAAUGUACAGAGAAGAUGGCAAAGGGAGAUUAUGUCGACCUUACUUCUGCAGACUUUGUUCAGGACAUGGGCAGUGAAAAUUGUGUUGGUGACAAUAGAAGCGAAGGUGCAGAAUUCAUUGCCAGUGAAAACUUUAUCGAAGACAUUGGCGCUGAAGAAAGCAUGGAGGUGUUUAGCGGGACUGACUGUGAGUCAAAGCAGCACAAAAAAGAAGCUGUAAUCGACGAAAUCAGCAGUGAUUCACGGCAGCAUGAGGACACUUGUGCCAUAGUGGCUGUUUCAAAAUCUGUUCAAGUGGUGGUUGAAAGACUGGAUGAUAUUGACCCACGCAGUGCCAUUGGAAUGUUGUAUUGUAAGGCAAAGAACGCUUUAAAGUAUAGUAGGGCUCCUUGCAAAGUAGCCGAAAUUGCCGAAAAUAAGCACAAGGGGAAGCCUGACAAUUCACAAGCCAGGCAGGCUGGCACAGAAAAGAGAAGCAGAACUGUUGGCCGAUCUACAGCAAGGAAGUUGCCAGUCUCUCAUCGGCAGACAUUGGGACUUUCCAAGUCUCUGCACAAAGACGUUAGAGCACCUAGUAGCCAAACGGCACCGAAAUAUUUGCAAGUCCUAGACCAAAGCCCACGGGAGCAGGACAGCAGUGUUCAGCUUGUUUCGGCAGAGAAGGCACCUACUUCCAACCAAAAGACCUUUAAGUCUUCCAAAACGUCUCACAAAGGCCUCUUGGCUUCUGGAAACCAACUUUCUUUGGGUGAUUCACAGGCUGAACGUGCAAAAGCUGAAGAACAGGAUGGUAAUGCGGCACCUUUUUCAGGAGAUAAGCCUUCUUCUGUUAAGCAGGCAUCAAAAUCCUCUAAGUCCUUGCACAAAGAUCACAGGAACGCUCGCAGCCAACAUUUUGUGAAAUCAGCUGAUGAAUCGAAGGCUAAGCCUACUGGUCCAAAAAAGAAAGAUGGAAGUGGUAACCGUCUCUCUGUGAAUAAGUCGUUCAGUAGCCACCAAAUUGCCUCGAAGUCUUUUAGCCAGGAUGUCAAGUUUGCUAAGAACAAGGACAGUGAUACCACUAUCAGAAAACCAGAAGCACUGCGUCCUUUCGUAAAAAAGCGAAAGGUAGGUGUUGUCAACUCUUCAUUGGAGAGAUCCGUGAGCCGUGAUCAAGAGGCUUUGAAAUCGUCCAAGACUUCCCACCGGGCUUUCAACGUUGCCAAGAAAAAGGACAGUGCUGCCAGUGCAAGCAAAGCAGAUGCACAGCAGCCAAAUAAAGAGAAGCUGGCAGACAUUGUUGACAGUUCUUCAGUGGGUGAGUCACCUUCCGAUGACCAGAAGGCUUCAAAGCCUUCCAAAACUUCUCACAGGAUUUUUAAAGUUACAAGGAAGAAAGAAAGUGUGGCCAGUCUUGGUAAAGCACAAGCACAGCAGCUGAAUACUGAAAAGCAAAGUGACAGUGUUGACCAUUCUUCAGUGCAAGAGUUGCCAUGCCAUGAUCAGGCGGCCACAAAAUCCUCCAAGACUUCCCACCAGGCUUUCAAGGUUACCAAGAAUAAAGAGAAUGCUGCCAGUGCUAGCAAAGCAGAAGCACAGCGGCCGGGUAUAGAUAAGCAAAAUGACACUGUUGACUCUUCAGUGGGUGAGUUGCCAUCCCAUGACCAGGAGGCUUCAAUAUCUUGCAAAACUUCCAACCAGGCUUUGAAGGUUGCAAAGAAUAAGGACAGUGUGACCACUCUUGGCAAAACACGAGCACAGCAGCUGAGUACAGAAAAGCAAGGGGACAAUGCUGACCGUUCUUCAGUGAUACAGUUGCCAUGCCAUGACCAGGCGGCCUCGAAAUCCUCCAAGACUUCCCACCAGGCUUUCAAGGUUACGAAGGGUAAAGACAAUGCUGCGAGUGCUAGCAAAGCAGAAGCACAGUGGCCGGGUAUAGAUAAGCAAAGGGACACUGUUGACUCUUCAGUGGGUGAGUUGCCAUCCCAUGACCAGGAGGCUUCAAUAUCUUGCAAAACUUCCAACCAGGCUUUGAAGGUUGCAAAGAAUAAGGACAGUGUGACCACUCUUGGCAAAACACGAGCACAGCAGCUGAGUACAGAAAAUCAAGGGGACAAUGCUGACCGUUCUUCAGUGAUACAGUUGCCAUGCCAUGACCAGGCGGCCUCGAAAUCCUCCAAGACUUCCCACCAGGCUUUCAAGGUUACGAAGGGUAAAGACAAUGCUGCGAGUGCUAGCAAAGCAGAAGCACAGUGGCCGGGUAUAGAUAAGCAAAGGGACACUGUUGACUCUUCAGUGGGUGAGUUGCCAUCCCAUGACCAGGAGGCUCCAAUAUCUUGCAAAACUUCCAACCAGGCUUUGAAGGUUGCAAAGAAUAAGGAAAGCGUGGCCACUCUUGGUAAAGCACAAGCACAGCAGCCGAGUACUGAAAAGCAAGGGGAGAGUGCUGACCGUUUUUCAGUGCUACAGUUGCCAUGCCAUGACCAGGCAACCUCAAAAUCCUCCGAAACUUCCCACCGGGCUUUCAAGGUUACCAAAAAUAAGGGCAGUGCUGCCAAUACUAGCAAAGCAGAAGCACAGCAGCCGGGCAUAAGUAAGCAAAGGGGCAUUGCUGACUUUUCUUCAGUGGGCGAGUCACCAUCCCAUAUUAUGGAGGCGUCAAAGUCCUUCGGAACUUCCCACCAGGCUUUGAAGGCUGCAAAGAAUAAGGACAGUGUGGCUACUCUUGGUAAAACACAAGCACGGCAGCCAAGUUUUGAAAAGCAAGGGGACAGUGCUGACCAUUCUUCAGCGCAAGAGUUGCCAUGCCCUGACCAGGCGGCUUUAAGAUCCUCCAAGACUUCCCAGCGCGCUUUCAAGGUUAUUAAGAAUAAGGGCAGUGCUGCCAGCGCUAGCAAAGCAGAAGCACAACAGCCAAAGCUAGAGGACACUGUUGACUGUUCUUCGGUGGUUGAGUUACCAUCCCAUGAGCAGAAGGCUUUAAAGCCUUUCAAAACUACCCACAGGGCUUUUAAGGUUACAAAGAAUAAGGACAGUGCGACCAGUCCUUGUAAAGCACAAGCACAACAGCUCAGUAUCGAAAGGCAAGGGGACAGUGCUGACCAUUCUUCAGUGCUAGAGUUGCCAUGCCAUGACCAAGUGUCUCCAAAAUUCUCCAAGAUUUCUUGCCAUGAUGUCAAUGUUGACAAGACCAAGGACAGUUCUGCCAGUCCCAAGAAAGCAGAAGCAGAACAAGCAGUCAUGGAAAAGCAAGUGGAUAGUGUUGAUCCGCUUUUGUUUGAUAAGUCACAGAGCCAUGACCAGGAGUCUUUUAAAUCUUCGAAAACUUUCUGCCAAGAUUUCGAGGUUGCCGAGAACAAGGGAAGUCAUACCAGCCCUAAUAAAACAGAGGCACAUCAAAAAGUCACAGAAAAGCAAGGAGACAAUGCCGACCCAUUUUUAUUGGAAAAGUCUUCAAGCCUUGACCAGCAGGUCUCAAGGUCUUCCGGCCAUUUAAACAAGGAUAUUCCAACCUGUGGCAAUGAGGUACCGGUGUGUGUAAACGGUGAGCCAAGGCCUGAUAACUUGGAGAACGAGAAAGUAGGAGGUCAUGUGGAACAACAAGAUGAAUGUGUUGAGCCUCUUCAGAUUGCGAAGUCGGAGACAUUGCCUACAACUGACAUGGGCAAGGUGCCUGGUCUGCUAGACCAAGUUCUUGAUCUAGGCGAGCUUCCCGAUGCCAUCAAGUGUCUUCUGGACUCCGAGGUUCCGCUCCCCGAAUUGGAUGCCGACUGUUUCAGCUUACCACCCGACUCUACCCGGUGGCUUUCCGAAGACGGCAUGGUGGAAAAGCGGAAACCCGAUGAGCGCCCGCAAAACAGCAAGGAGGAUUCAGCAUCAUUCUGCCCUUCGAGCGACAUUGAGCUUGGAGAGUUCAAGGCUUGCUCACUCACGAAUGAGGGCCUCGUUGCUCUUGUACCAGCCGUGCCCCCUCCCACCUGUGGCCCGCAUUUCAACAGCCCGAGUACUCCUCGUGUUCGCAAGAAGUGCCUGAGGGGUUUGGCCCACUGGCAGAAGACCAAGCUGGAAGCAUUUGCGCGUGACUCGUGCUUUGAGGUGGAUUUUGAACACAAUCCUGAACUGCGCAUUGCCUUCUGUCGUGACCGCAGUGUCGUGCUGACGCCCGCUCGAUCUGCACCGACAGUCUCUUUGCUGGCACCAACCCUGCAGCUGCCACCGCCCAGCCCCGACGACGAUGUGGCGAGCGUCCGUGAGCUGCCGGCAUCAGACGCAUCGACUGACCCUGCCAUGCUUUUGGUGUCCCCACCAAGCACGCCCCCACGACUCGAGACAAGCACGUCGCAACUGGAUGGACCAACGUGCCGCUUUGCCCUCAGUGGAGCCAGGUUACCGGCAGACACGGAGCGAGUGCUGACAGUGCUAAGCCUGGAGGUGCACGUGCGAACACGGAGCGACCUCCGUCCCGAUCCCGAUUACGACCCCGUGCAGUGUGUGCUCUGGUGCGCUCGUGGCUACGGUGUGGAUGCACCGCUCGAGGCGGGUGCGAUGCACUGGUGCUCUGUCGGAGAUCCGCGGCAAGUGGACAUGGAAGACCUUGUAGGAGCCUCUCUGUACCGCACGGGUGUGGCUACAACUUCACUGCGCACCCAGGUUGUGCGCUCCGAGCUGGAUCUUCUCCAUGCUGUGGUUGAGCUGGUGCACAGAUGGGACCCAGACGUGCUGCUGGGGUAUGAUGUAGAACGAGCGUCCUGGGGUUACCUGUGCGAUCGAGCCGAGCGCUUGGAUCUGGACCUGUAUGCGCGGCUUUCACGGGCACCGCCGCCACCGGGCCGCAAGGAUAUCUUGGGACGCAUCCUGCUGUGCGCCUGGCGGAUCCUGCGCAAGGAGGUAGCGCUAAACAUCUACACCUUUGAGAACACCUACUUCCAUGUGAUGCAUCGGCGAGUGCCCCUCUACUCGUUCCGCCUGCUUUCGGAGUGGUUCAGCAAGGACCUGUUCAGGUGGCGUACUGUGGAGCACUACGCGCUUCGUGCGCGCGGCAACCUGGAGCUGCUCGACGAGCUGAAUGUGUUUGGCAAGACGAGCCAGAUGGCGCGCAUCUUUGGCAUUCAGUUCUACGAGGUGCUAAGUCGCGGGUCGCAGUUCCGGGUGGAGUCCAUGCUCUUGCGGCUGGCACGCAGCCAUCGAAUGGUGGCACUGAGUGCAUCCACGGCCCAGCGCGCUCGCCAGAGGGCGCCUGAGUUCAUUCCUCUGGUGCUGGAGCCUCGUGCACAGCUCUACACGGACCCUGUUGUGGUGCUGGACUUCCAGUCUCUCUACCCGUCAGUCAUCAUCAGCCACAACUACUGCUUCUCCACCUGCCUGGGACGAGUCGAGAAUCUCGGCAGUUCGGCACCUUUCGGCUGUUCUUCGCUUGAGGUGCCCCUGCAAUAUGUGAAGAGCUUGCGUGACCACAUUACGGUGUCUCCAGCUGGAGUGGCAUUUGUGAAGCCAUCCAUCCGCAGAGGCCUGCUGCCACAGAUGCUGGACGAAGUGCUCGGCACACGAAUCAUGGUCAAAAAGGCCAUGUCCCAGUGUGCAAACAAGGGCCUUUACAGAGUGCUGGACGCACAGCAGCUGAGCCUCAAGCUGAUUGCCAACGUGACAUACGGCUACACGGCUGCUGGCUUCUCGGGGCGCAUGCCCUGCGUGGAGGUGGCGGACAGCGUGGUGAGCAAAGGCCGUGAAGCCCUGGAGCAAGCCAUCCGCACGGCUGAGGCUACUGUACCAGGCGCAAGGGUCGUGUACGGCGAUACAGACAGCCUGUUUGUACUGCUGGAGGGCCGGUCCCGAGAGGAGGCCUUCCGCUUGGGCCAGGAGAUUGCCGACCGAGUGACAGCACAAAAUCCACGCCCAAUGCGCCUGAAGCUUGAAAAGGUGUACCAGCCGUGCGUACUACAGACCAAGAAGCGCUACGUGGGCUUCUCCUAUGAGAGCCCCGACCAACAGGAACCAAAGUAUGAUGCCAAGGGCAUCGAGACUGUGCGGCGCGACACAUGCCCUGCUGUUGCUAAGCUCCUGGAGAAGAUGCUGCGUGUGCUAUUCACGUCAAGGGACAUGGUGCCAGUCAAGCGCUUUGUCAAGCUGCAAUUCUCCAAGAUUCUUGCCGAGCGGGUCAGCCCCCAGGACUUCAUCUUUGCCCGCGAGUUUCGUGGUCUACAUGGAUACCAACCCAGUGCAUGUGUUCCUGCCCUUGAAAUCGCCAGGCGCCAGCUGCGGCGUGAUCCUCGUGCUGAGCCACUCGUCGGAGAACGGGUCCCCUAUGUGGUGGUUUACGGGCACCCAGGCCAGCGUUUGAUUGAGCUUGUGCGGUCACCUUUAGACCUGCUGUCUGGUCAGCUACGCAUCAAUGCCCACUACUAUGUGGCACGUGUAAUUGGUCCUGCACUCAACCGUGUUCUUCGCCUGCUUGGUGCCGAUUGCCUUCAGUGGUACGAGGAGCUUCCAAGGCCUCGCUUUGUGUCUACCCCGCGUCCAGGUACUAUGGCCGCCUACGUGGUGGUGAACCAGCUGUGCCUGGCAUGCGGUGGACAGGCGGAGUCGCGACAGCUGUGCGCCUCUUGCGAAGCAGACCCUGCCUAUGCAGCGCUCAUCCUCGGCGGCAAGGUGCAGCGUGUCCAGAAGGCACUGCUUGAGCUGCAGACCGUGUGCCACAGUUGCAUGGGCUUUCAGGCCGGCAGUGUCUGCUUGUCAGUCGACUGUCCCGUCCUCUUCAAGACAUCGCGCGUCACAACAGAGGCGCAACAAGCCCUCGAGUGGAACCGAGCCAGAAACGAUGUCCCUGCCUCGUCGUCCUAGUCGUGCUGGCCUCUUCUAGCGAACCCUGCCUUUCUAUACGUAUGCACCAUAGUUUGGCAGCUGUUCUGAUCUUUCUCACGCACAGUAUUUACAUCUCUGAGAACAUGACUCGACGUGACAUAGACGUGUGGUGCCGUAGCUGUGAGCUGCACAUGCAACAUGCAUGACAUUGGUGUCCUCGAUAGAUACGCUGGAAACUCCGCUUUGUUGUGACAGACAAUCCAGCGUUAAGAAGGCCAGUGAUUUAUUAAUAGGCUGUUUGUUUUUUUAGCGAGAAUUUUCGCCAGUACAACUGUGUUCAUGACAAGUUCACCUCUUCAAGCAUGAGUGCUCCAAGCAUGGCCAUGUUUUGCUCAGGUGAAUUUGAACAAAGCGGACAGUGCCGCUAUUCGCACAAGUGGUUCAUUGUCAGAGUUAGUCAUUGCCGACGGAUGGACCAGAGGAACUGCACAACUGGAUGAGCUUUGUGAUCGUGCAAUUUUCUUUAACACGCUGCAGUUCAUUUUCAAGAAGCUGUGUGAUCAUGAAGACUUUUUUUUUGUUCAUGUGUGCUGCUGCUUUUCCCGUUUUUCUUUGGCCAAGCAGGCCAAGUUCACAGGCCCACACAUCUGCUUGGAAUUGGUGCUGCAAUAAGCACCUGAUUCACGCUCCAUAUUUAUAUUCUGUGAUCCAGGUGGAGGGAGAUGAUCAGUAGUCAUGGUGGCAGGUAGCCACGUCAACAUCUGCAAGGUAUGCAGCAUAGUCAGUCACAUUUAUGUUCGUUUGUGUGCUGUGCGUUUAUUUCUGUUUGAAACUGUGCAUGUGGAGUGCUUUGGGUGAGUGGCGGGUGUCUGGGUUGUGUGACCUUUCUUAUACCAUACGUGAUGAGCCAAGCAGCUCCUCUCGUGUCUGUGUCUGCAUUUCUGUACAUAUAAUGGCUUUCAACUGUCUCAUUGUGUUCGAUUAAAAUGAAGAAAAAUCUAUUUCACAAAUUGAAA